Xenopus tropicalis (tropical clawed frog) is the source of this 1695-nucleotide messenger RNA. It is a transcript of the gene krt53, whose product is annotated as keratin 53. The record is from RefSeq and is marked provisional. NCBI's taxonomy places the organism in Eukaryota, Metazoa, Chordata, Amphibia, Anura, Pipidae. Gene Ontology annotation, molecular function: structural molecule activity.
UUUGCUUCCACAACAUGUCUCAAUAUUCCUUCAAACAAUCAACCAAGUCAGUCCAGUACAGCUCUGGCAGCAAUGCCGGAGGUGGCUAUCAGUGCGGUGUAGGGGGUGGCUUUGGAGGUGAUGGAGGUUUUGGUGGUGGAGCUGGUUAUGGGGCUGGCUUUGGUGCCGGGGGCUAUGAGGGGGGUGCCGGUGGUUUUGGCGGUGGUGGCUAUGGUGGUGGUGCUGGAUUUGGCGGUGGUGCUGGAUUUGGCGGUGGUGCUGGAUUUGGCGGUGGUGCUGGAUUUGGCGGUGGUGCUGGUUUUGGCGGUGGCGCUGGUUUUGGUGGUGGCGCUGGUUUUGGUGGUGGUCCCUCAGGUGGACUGCAUAUGGUCAGUGAGAAGGAAACCAUGCAGAAUCUUAACGAUCGUUUGGCCAGCUACCUGGACAAAGUAAAUGCACUGGAAGCAGCAAAUGCUGAGCUUGAACGUAAGAUUAAGGAAUGGUACGACAAGCAGAAGCCCAGCACCACAACCGGAGAGGGGGCAAAGGACUACUCCAAGUACUACAAAGACAUCGAGGAUCUUAAAGCUAAGAUCAUCGCAGCAUCCAAGGAGAAUGCAGCCCUUUUGUUACAGUGCGACAAUGCCCGGCUGGCUGCCGAUGACUUCAAGCAGAAGUAUGAGAGUGAGCUGCACCUUCGCCAGACAGUGGAGGCCGAUAUCAAUGGUCUGCGCAGAGUCAUGGAUGAGCUUAACCUGGCCAAAACUGAUCUGGACUCCCAAUUCCAGGGUCUCACCGAAGAAUUGGCUUCUCUCAAGAAGAACCAUGAAGAUGAGGUUAAAGGUGUCCAAGUCACCGAAGCUGGUAAAGUUAAGGUGGAAAUGAAUGCCGCACCCAGUAACGACCUGACCAAACGAUUGAACGACAUGAGGGCUCAGUAUGAAGACUUGGCCAAGAAGAACCGACAAGAAUUAGAGAACAAAUUUAACGCCGCAACUGGUCCAGUGAAAGAGAAAAUUAAGGAAGACGUCAAAGAAGAUACCACAGUCAAGACUCAAAUUUCAGAUCUUAAGAGGUCCCUCCAGGCUCUUGAAAUUGAGCUCCAGUCGCUACUUGCCAUGAAAAAAUCCCUGGAAUUGCAAUUGGCAGAGACCGAGGGAAGGUUCUGCAUGAAGCUGUCAGUACUACAGGAGAACAUCGCCAGCAUAGAGCAGCAUUUGGAGCAGCUCAGAGCCGAGUCCGAGUGCCAGAAGGAUGAGUACGAUCAGCUGUUGGAAAUGAAGACCAAGUUGGAGAAUGAGAUCAAAACAUACCAGUCCCUGCUGGAUAAACUAGGGGCCAUACAAGUCACCCAAGGACAAGGACAAGGACAAGGACAAGGUCAAGGACAGGCACAAGAUCAAUCUCGAGGCCAAGCUCCCCAGAAGCAUUAAAAGUGGAAAAACAAAUCGGGCUAGAAAGCUUUGUCAAUCAAGAUGGUGGAAGUGGAAGAAAAAAAGAAGAAAGAAGUCAACGAUCCCUGGAAAAAUGUUGUUUCAGCCUGAGAUCUGCUUUAUUAAUGCAAUAUAGAGUGGUUUGGUUAAUAUGCCCUUCUUUCUUUGUUUAUGGGGCUGCUUUAGAUUGGGGAGCGAGCACAUAACACAUUUAUUGACUUAACCUGUCCUUUUCCUUUCCUUUGCAAAAUUUCAACAAUAAACUCUUUUCUGAUGCAAGUUA